This is a messenger RNA of Drosophila gunungcola (fruit fly), 1903 nucleotides long. It is a transcript of the gene fs(1)K10, whose product is annotated as DNA-binding protein K10. NCBI's taxonomy places the organism in Eukaryota, Metazoa, Arthropoda, Insecta, Diptera, Drosophilidae. The record is from RefSeq and is a predicted model, not a curated record. The transcript has 2 exons. Bases 136 to 1527 code for a protein of 463 amino acids.
UCCUAAUAUCACUUUUUUUUUAUCAGAAAGUAAUUGUGAAUUAUUUGUUGUUUAGCCGCUUUUCGUGUGUCGUUCCCUUCUCUUCGUGAAUCCUUGAAGUCCUUGAUCCCCUCCAGUCAGUUGGCGCUGCUCGCGAUGGUGUCGAAGAACCAAUUCCAGCAGAACCGGCCCAUGCAGCCGCAGCAGUACCCGCAGCAGCAGCAGCCGCAGCAGCAGCAGCCGCAGCAACAACAGUACCAGCAGUACCAGCAACAGCAGAUGCAGCAGCGCAACAAUCAGAACAACAACUUGAACAAUAAUAUUAACAACAACAACGCCCGAGCAGCUGCAGCUCCGUAUAGGAAGCCCUUCCGUCCGGGCAACAACAAUGGCUCCGGACCAGGCGGAAAUGGUAAUGUCAAUGGUAAUGGCAGUGGGAAUGGCAAUGGAAAUGGAAAUGGGAACAACCAGAUGAUGUUCUCCUCCAGCCAAAUGCCCAGCGAUCCUCUGUACAUCGACUUCAACAGUCCCGCUCCGGGAAACCACCAGAAUCAAGGCGAUGGUCUCAAGAAGAAGCCUUUAAAGGGCAUCAAACAGCAGCAGCAGCACACCAAUCCCAACCAGCAGCAGCUGGGCAGGAUGAACAACAACCAGAACAACAAACAGUUGAACCAGCAGCUGCAGCAGCAGCCCUACAACAACAACAACCAGAUGAACGGAGGCGACUGGCAACGCUUUCCGGGCCAUAACAAUCCCAACCAGAAUCGAGGCGGCGGUUUCAAUGGGUUCCAGCGCGGACCGCCACCGAAUCGUCCGCCUGGACGCCACAUGAUGGGUCCGCCCAUGGGCCCCAUGGGUCCCGGACCAGGACCCCGUGGCCCCGGCCCAAUGGGCCCGUACCCGCAGAUGCCUUUCCAGCCGCCGAUGCCCGGAAUGCGGGGACCACAUCCCAUGGGCGGACCACCCAUGGGUGGACCACCGCCGCCGCCACCUCCGCACUUUAUGCGUCGCAAUGGACCUGGUCCCGGUCCGGGUCCCAUGAUGGGUGGACCACCGCCGCCACCCAUGCACCACAUGCACAUGGGUCCACGGAUGCCGCCGCGCGGCAUGAUGCCGGGUCCAGGACCCUUCCUCGGCGGCGGACCGAUGAACAUGAACGGCGGCCGGAUCACGAAGCCCAAUCCCAAGCUCAUCAAGCAGGCGCUCAAGGGAAAGAGCAGCAUCAAGACGCUGAAGAACCUGAUCAACCAGUACCCCAUCGACAAGCCCUGGGUCACGGACGAGAUACGCGACGAGCACGCCAAGAAGGUGGACAUCGAGAACCGGCUGAAGGGCCACAAGGACGAUGAGCUCUUUGCCCAGUACAAGGGGCAGCGGGACAAGUUCGUGGGCCUCUACGAGGCGGCACGGGAGGAGUAUCUCAAGCAGGAGGCUGCCAGCGUCAAGGCCAAGGAUGCCAAGUCAGACAAAGACAAAAACGAAAAUUCAAAUCAGAGCGCCGCCCCUAAGGCCGGAAGCGCUAAAGAUGCAACAAUUCCAAAUCCCUAGGCAGCCAAUGCAACCGAAACCGAAUUCAAAUACCGAAUCAAAUCGAAUCGAACCGAAUCAAGAUCAGGUCGACUCACAGAACAUAGCAGAAACUAAAAUUUAAACGUAAAACUAACAUAAAAAACAAUUCAAAACUUAAAGUCAAGAAAAAAACAGAAAAAUCAGAAAAACAGAGAAAAGCGAGCAAGAUCAAGAGUCUGACAAUUGAAGACGUAUAGAACUCAAGACCCUGACUCGAUAUCGGCUAUAUAUAAAGCCUUCUUCUCUCGAGGAGGUGCUUUUGUCACACGUUGCUUUUGCGACUGAGAACUGAGCUUAAUAACUAUAAUAUUGAAACAGAAAAAAAAAACAAAAAAUAAAGAACAACAACCCCAGC